UUGUUGUUGUUGAUUGAUGUUGUCUCUCCAGAUGGCCAGAAACAGGAAGUGAGUGUUGGAGGCUCUGCGUCUAGACAGUGUUUCUAUGAUCUGACCCCUAACAGCCAGUAUAAGAUCAGCGUUUCCACCCAGCUACAGGACAUGGAGGGGCCCGCCGUCACCACCAUCACUACAACACUCCCUGCCCCCACCCAGCCACCGACACCACCCCCCACGUCACCCCCCCUACCGACCAUACCGCCCGCCAAGGAAGUCUGUAAGGCAGCCAAAGCUGACCUGGUCUUCUUGGUGGACGGGUCUUGGAGCAUCGGAGACGACAACUUCCAGAAGAUUAUCCGCUUCCUGUACAGUACGACGGGAUCUCUGGAUCUGAUUGGUCCUGAUGGCACACAGGUUGCUAUAGCACAGUUCAGUGAUGAUGCCAGGACUGAGUUCAAGCUGAACUCCUACGCGAACAAGGAAACACUGCUCGACGCCAUCAGGCGAAUCACAUACAAGGGAGGGAACACCAAGACAGGCCGGGCCAUUAAGCAUGUGAAGGAAUCUAUCUUCACCUCAGAGGGAGGAGUGAGGAGGGGGGUUCCUAAGGUACUGGUGGUCCUCACCGAUGGCCGUUCCCAAGACGACGUCAACAAGGUCUCCAAGGAGAUGCAGAUGGAAGGCUACAUCAUCUUUGCCAUCGGCUUUGCUGAUGCGGACUACGGAGAGUUGGUGAACAUCGCCAGCAAACCCAGCGACAGACACGUCUUCUUUGUGGACGAUUUGGAUGCUGUCAAGAAAAUUGAGGAGCAGCUGAUCACUUUUGUGUGUGAGGCUGCCACUGCCACUUGUCCAUCGGUUCUGAUGAGAGGCAACACCAUGGCAGGCUUCAGGAUGAUGGACAUGUUUGGCCUGGUAGAGAAGGAGUACAGUAACGUAGAGGGAGUGUCCCUGGAACCAGGCUCCUUCAACAGCUUCCCCUGCUACAGACUGCACAAAGACGCCCUGGUCUCACAGCCCACCAAGUACCUCCACCCAGAAGGUUUGCCCUCUGACUACACCAUCACCUUCCUGUUCCGCCUGCUACCAGACACCCCCCAGGAGCCCUUUGCAUUGUGGGAGAUCCUCAACAAAGACAAUGAACCCCUGGUUGGGGUCAUCCUGGACAAUGGUGGGAAGACUCUGACGUUCUUCAACUACGACUACAAGGGAGACUUCCAGACAGUCACUUUUGACGAGCCUGACAUCAAGAAGAUGUUCUAUGGCAGUUUCCACAAG
Messenger RNA from Oncorhynchus tshawytscha (Chinook salmon), 1257 nucleotides. Its product is annotated as collagen alpha-1(XIV) chain-like. Gene Ontology annotation, molecular function: protein binding. The annotation marks the transcript as partial. Lineage: Eukaryota; Metazoa; Chordata; Actinopteri; Salmoniformes; Salmonidae. The transcript has 10 exons. The record is from RefSeq and is a predicted model, not a curated record. Gene Ontology annotation, cellular component: interstitial matrix.